Molecule: messenger RNA, 1919 nt
Organism: Protobothrops mucrosquamatus (brown spotted pit viper)
Lineage: Eukaryota; Metazoa; Chordata; Lepidosauria; Squamata; Viperidae
Product: acyl-CoA (8-3)-desaturase
Exons: 11
Coding region: 36-1415 (459 amino acids)
Biological process (GO): lipid metabolic process
Cellular component (GO): membrane
Molecular function (GO): oxidoreductase activity, acting on paired donors, with oxidation of a pair of donors resulting in the reduction of molecular oxygen to two molecules of water
Source: RefSeq, a predicted model, not a curated record
CGUUGGAGAAGCGCGGAAUUAACCCUGUGGGAUAAAUGGCUCCUCCGCUGCAGGAUACCGGGGUGGAGGGUGGAGCGGGAGAGAAAAAGGCGAACAGGAGCGAAAUCUGUUCACGCCGUUUUUUCACGUGGGAAGAAAUCGGUCUGCGCACGGGACGGAUUCAGCCUCAUCUUAAGGAGAAGUGGCUUGUGAUUGACAGGAAGGUCUACGACAUCAGCAGCUUCUACAACCGGCACCCGGGGGGCUCCAGGGUGAUUUCCCACUACGCUGGGCAGGAUGCCACGGAUGCAUUCACAGCAUUUCACCUGAAUAAGGCUCAACCAACCAAGUAUUUGAGUUCAUUGCUGAUAGGGGAACUGGCACAUGAUCAACCAAGUUCUGAGCCCAGCAAAAAUCAAUUGCUUGCCAAAGACUUCAGGGAGUUGCGGUCCACCGUUGAAAAAAUGGGACUUCUGACACCAAAUCCCCUGUUUUUCAGUCUGAUUUUUCUUCAUAUUAUAUUGUUCGAUAUCGGUGCUUGGUUGACAAUCUGGUAUUUUGGCACAUCUUCAAUAUCAUUCUUCACGGGUGUUGCAUUUUUUACUAUUGCUCAGGCCCAACUGUCCUGGUUCCAACAUGAUUUGGGUCAUCUUUCAGUCUUUAAAACAUCCAAGUGGAACCAUCUUAUCCAUAGGAUGGUCUUGAGUCUACUGAAAGGACUUCCAGCCAGUUGGUGGAAUACUUUGCAUUUCCAGCAUCAUGCCAAACCGAACUGCUUUCGUAAAGACCCCGAUCUCAACAUGCAUCCCAUUGCGUUUGCCCUGGGGGAGAAACUAGCUAGAGAGCUUGGAUUGCAGAAAAAGAAGUUCAUGCCUUACAAUUACCAGCACAAGUACUUCUUCUUAGUGGCACCGCUUUUACUUGUUCCCUUCUUCCAAAUCUCCAUAUACCACUUUACCAUCAAACGCAAAGAAUGGGUGGAUCUAGCCUUGAUUCUCAUUUACCAGAUCAGAGUCAUCCUUGUCUACUUACCCAUUAUGGAAUUUAAAACUUUUAUGGCAUUCUACUGGCUGAGCAGAUUUCUGGAAGCAGCUUGGUUUAUCUGGGUUUCACAAAUGAAUCACAUUCCAAUGAAUAUUGACUAUGACACAAACAUGGACUGGGUAUCUACCCAGAUUGUGUUUAGUUCUUAUGUUGUCUUUACAUCUUUUAAUCAACUUUAUUUUUUAAAAAAACAAACUUUUUUAUUUUUCUACAGCCUUUUUCCCACAAUGCCUCGCCACAACUAUAGUAAAGUGGCUCCUCUUGUGAAAUCCCUCUGUGCCAAAUAUGAUGUUUCCUAUCAGAGCAAGCCCCUCCUUACAGCCUUUGGAGACAUUCCGCGAUCUCUUAAGGUCUCUGGAGAUGCCUGGCUUGAAGCAUAUCUGCAUGGAUAAACAUUUUGAGAAUGAACUCCAUCCCAAUGAAGAUGCAUCACACACUAGAGGGCAGCUGGUGGACUAAGGAAGAAUGUGGGGUCUAGUGAGUGAAUAGGCUAAGCGAUAGCUUUGCUGGGAUGGGAUAAUUGUGGUACUUUACUUCAUCCUCUGUACAGUGUUUCCUUGAAUCUGUAUUCUGUUUGUACUAUGGCAUUUGGUGGAUAUGUGAAAGGUGAAUUAGUACUCUUGUAUUUCACUUGCUUCUAUGAGAUUGAAACUUGGCUUUUUUCUUGUUUGGGGGAAGGGGGAAGGUUAUCAGACGGGAGAGGUGAAGAGUUUAGAAUAGAAGGAUGAAAUAAUGAGAAGAAAGAAGAUAAAAAUACAGUUGGUGAAUAAGAUGUUACAUGUUACUUGAAGGACAGCUUGAAGUUUUAGGAUAGCUUGCAAGGUCCAGUGUCUCUUAAAAGGAAAGAGCAAAAUUCUUAGAGCAGUUAAAACUUCACAGUUGGGUAUUUGAAGUUU